Molecule: messenger RNA, 4123 nt
Organism: Gadus morhua (Atlantic cod)
Lineage: Eukaryota; Metazoa; Chordata; Actinopteri; Gadiformes; Gadidae
Product: fibulin-2
Exons: 16
Coding region: 367-3939 (1190 amino acids)
Cellular component (GO): extracellular region
Molecular function (GO): calcium ion binding
Source: RefSeq, a predicted model, not a curated record
CUCAUUUGGAGCAUCCACGUCCCAGGCGUUCCGUUGUUGGUUGAGAACGCCUGGGAACGAGGUUAAUUCAAAGGGAAAGGGUUGUCCCGCCCCCCCACUGAGCAGCGGUCGCGGUAGCACUAAUGUACUCUUGAGCAGCACUCAGCUCCAGCAGUCAACUCCACUCCACUCAACCCUGCUGCACACCGCGCCGCACUAGUGUGAAACAUUGGGCUUCAAAGUUUGAAUCGGCGCGCAUUGAUUGACCAACGUCAACAUCAAUCGGGAACCAAAGGAGUGCAGUUAUACAUCGGAUAGCGUAACGGAGGACUUCUGUUCCGUUAAAAGGUGGCGUUAAAUUGUUUUUUAAAAGGUUCCUGUGAAAAAAUGGACAUUCAGAGAGUGGCAUUGUGUUUAUCUUGCGUGAUAUUAUACCUGGAUAUAUCCCUGAGCCAAAAGGACUGCACCAGGGUGGACUGUCCCGUUCUGCAGAAUUGCAUUGAGGAAGUGCUGGAGGUGGGUGCGUGCUGUGCCACAUGCGUUCACAAGGGAUGCACCUGUGAGGGGUACCAGUACUAUGACUGCGUCAACGCAGGCUUCCGCAAGGGGAAAGUUCCCCAGGGAGAGUCCUACUUUGUGGACUUUGGGAGCACCGAGUGCUCCUGUCCCCGCGGAGGAGGGAGGAUCAGCUGUCAGUUCAUCCCAUGCCCAGACCUUCCCUCUAACUGCAUUGAUAUAAGACAGCCUGCAGACGGUUGUCCGCAAUGUGGGAGGAUUGGGUGUGUCCAUGGCAACGACAAGUACAAGGCCGGCCACAGGUUCCAUAUGGACCCGUGCCAGAUGUGCCACUGCCCUAACGAUGGAGGCCACCUGGUGUGUUCACCCGUUCCUGGGUGUAAUCCGCACGGUAGUAAAAAAACAAUGCUGACCCCUCCAACGGAGAACAAUGAGCCUUUACGAGGUGUCAGUCACCUGCCAGACAACACACAGACCCGGCCUCGGGAGCCCUUUUCAAAGCUGCCGCUUGGCGACACUCUGCCUCUGUAUAAGCAGGACCCGCCCGCUUUUGGCACAGACGAGUAUGACUAUACCUUGGCAGAACCCACCUCUUCCCUGCCGCUGGAACGGGACCAAAUCCCCAAAUCUAUCGCAUCCCCGCUAGCACACCCGGAAGCCAGCUUCGUUUCCUCCACCCCCCGUGAUGACAGGAGGAGAGAGGAGCCCGGAGAGACACCGGGAAGUCUGGACCAGGAGAGGAACUAUCAGGUCAAGGUUCGCCAUCAGCUGCUGCGACAGUACACUGAACAGCCUACCGCGGGAGCUCGCAGAGGAACGAUAACCUCGGCGGGAAUGGCCCCCACCACGCAGAGCGGGACCACGGAGAGUCCCACGCCGCAACAGGAAGCCCCUGGGAGGACCGCUCGGCGUCAGGACGCAGACCGGGAAAGGGUGGCGCCGAACACGUCAAAGGACACGCCGGCGUUCUCUGCCGCUUCUGAUAAAGAAGGCAGACUCGGCGGCCAUCACAGGCACAGGCAGAGCGACAACUCUAGCCGCCAUGUUUCCUCACUUGCUCAAGGCCAUGAGGGACCAACGGAGGCCAUUGGGGGGGAGCAGCGGCCAUAUCCGACGGUCCAGUGGAGUCCCACCAGAAGGUUACCGGUCAGGAGGAGGGAGGAGGGAGACAAGCCAAGGAGACAGGCCCAGACGCUCCUCAAUUACCAUUCUCAGACUGCAGAGGGAGAAACAGAUGUGUCGGCUGCGGAGCUGUUGAGGGUGUGCUGUGAAACGGGGGAGAAAUGGGCCACAGCUAAUGGUCACUGCCUCGCCAUGGAGCUCCCCAGAGAGGAAAGGCACUCCAUCUGUCGAACGGCCCAGAAACAAUGCUGUCUGGGUGCUCUGAGGCAGCAGCGAUGCUUGGCCGGUCUUACCGCAGCCACAAGCGGAGCGGUGUGUGAGGACAGUGAUGAAUGUGGAGGGGACGCCUACACGGAGUGCUGCGGCUGCUGCUCCCUGGGCCUGCGCCUGCUCAGCGAGGGCCAGCGCUGUGAGGCCCCCCCGUACCUGGGGCCCCGCUGCAGACAGAGCCUCCUCACCUGCUGCCGGGCGGAGGCCAGAGCGCAGGGUGGAGGAGCGGACGGAGGCUGGCGCCCCGUCAGGGAGAGGCCCCUUCUGGACCCCACGCCCCUGCCCAAUAAAGUGUCGGACAGCCCCUUCCCGAAGGAGGCCUUCUCCAUCGGUGAGGAGGAGGAGGAGGAGGAGCAGCGGCAGGGGGUGCCGGACGAGGAGAACACGGCGGAGGGUCCCUUCCAGGUGGAGCACCCGUUCCAGGUGGAGGACAUGGACGAGUGUGCGGUGUACCAGGACAGCCUCUGUCCGCAGCGCUGCGUCAACACGCCCGGCUCCUUCAGAUGUGAAUGCUUCGCUGGCUUCUCGCUGCAGCAGGACAACACGUGUAAACCGGAGCGUGAGGAGAACGGCUUGGAGGAGCAUCACAAAGCCACAGCAGGAGGUGUGGAGGAGCCAACUACAACCCCACCUCCUCCUCCUCCUCCCAGCACCCCCACUCAAGCCCUGCUCAACCCCUGCGAAGGACAUAACCCCUGUGCUCAGCAGUGCCGCCCAGUGGGAGGACGGGUGCAGUGCUCCUGUGGUCGGGGCUUCUCGCUGAGGGCUGAUGGGUACUCUUGUGAAGAUGUCAACGAGUGCUUGGUGCAGAGCCAUACCUGCGGGCUGGGCUUUGACUGUUUGAACACAGAGGGUUCCUUCAGGUGCACCGCCAGGACCCAGUGCUCUACAGGCUUUGGGCAGGACGCCCAGGGCAACUGUAUCGACAUUGAUGAGUGCAUGGGUCUGAGCCAGCCCUGCAGUCCCGGAUUCACCUGCCUCAACACCGUGGGCUCCUACACCUGCCAGAGGAAGAUGCUCAUAUGUAGCCGUGGUUACCAUGCCAGCCCAGAUGGCGCUAGCUGCAUUGACGUGGACGAGUGUCAGAACAACCUGCACCGCUGUGGCGACGGCCAGCUGUGCAACAACCUGCCGGGCUCGUACCGCUGCGACUGCCAGCCCGGGUACCAGUACGACUCCUACAGGCGGACCUGUGUGGACGUGAAUGAGUGCUGGCGGUACCCCGGCCGGCUGUGCGCCCAGACCUGUGACAACACCCCCGGCUCGUACCAGUGCUCCUGCACCACCGGCUUCCUCCUGGCCUCCGACGGGAAGAACUGUGAAGAUGUGAACGAGUGUUUGGCCAACCCCUGCGGCCAGGAGUGUGCGAACAUGUACGGCUCCUACCAGUGCUACUGUAAACAAGGUUACCACCUCAGGGAGGACGGACACACCUGCGAAGACAUCGACGAGUGUGCGCAGAGUGUGGGUCACCUGUGCACCUACAAGUGUGUGAACGUGCCCGGCAGCUACCAGUGCGCCUGUCCCGAGCACGGCUACAGCAUGGCCCCCAACGGACGCUCCUGCCGAGAUAUUGACGAGUGUGCCAUAGGAGCCCAUAACUGCUCCCUGGAGCAGACAUGCUACAACAUACAGGGAGGCCACCGUUGCCUGGACCUGAGCUGUCCUCCCAACUACCGCAAAGCAGCCGACACUCGCUGUGAGCGGACUGGCUGUCCCAACCACCUGGACUGCCAGACCACGCCGCUGAGGAUCACCUACUACUACCUCAGCUUCCAGUCCAACAUCCUGGUCCCCGCGCAGAUCUUCCGCAUCGGCCCGUCCCCGGCCUACACCGGUGACAACGUCAUCGUCACCAUCACCCGGGGCAACGACGAGAACUACUUCAGCACGCGCAAGCUCACCGCCUACACGGGCGCCGUGUACCUCCAGAGGCAGGCGCCCAGCCCCCAGGACUUCCUGAUCGAGGUGGAGAUGAAGCUGUGGCGCCAGGGCACCUUCACCACCUUCCAGGCCCGGAUCUAUGUCUUCAUCACCGGCAACCCGCUCUGACGUGACUCAGGCGUCAACGCUCAGGGGGGGCUCAGGCAUCGACGCUGAGGAGUGACUCAGCCCGACGCUGGCCCGGGUCUCCGGCGGCGGCUGGGUGUGGCGCGCAACGUGAGCCAGCGGUAUUAACUUGUUUCUCUUUUGGUAUUUUCUCUGCGGCCAGGUUUUGUUUUUUUCCUUAUUGAAA